This is a messenger RNA of Manis pentadactyla (Chinese pangolin), 4793 nucleotides long. It is a transcript of the gene ZFP57, whose product is annotated as ZFP57 zinc finger protein. The coding region runs from base 777 to 2381 and encodes 534 amino acids. Gene Ontology annotation, molecular function: RNA polymerase II cis-regulatory region sequence-specific DNA binding; DNA-binding transcription repressor activity, RNA polymerase II-specific. NCBI's taxonomy places the organism in Eukaryota, Metazoa, Chordata, Mammalia, Pholidota, Manidae. Gene Ontology annotation, biological process: negative regulation of transcription by RNA polymerase II. The record is from RefSeq and is a predicted model, not a curated record. The transcript is spliced from 6 exons.
GAUAUGGCCCUUUCCACUUUCCCACCUCUGUCCGUCUGUCAUCAUUUGAAUUACUCUGUGUUCUCUCCUUUUGCCUUCGGUUUUCUACGGUACUAAGUGCCUCCAUUUCUCUUUCCCGGGGCCUGUGAUUUUUUUCUCCUUGAGGCUCUUAGGUGAUGCCGGUUGGUGGUUGUGUGUUUAAUCAGAAGUAAUUCACUGUUUCCUUUUUUUUUUUUUAAGAGUAAAUUAAGUUCGAGAACAAGAACAGAUACUAGCUCUAGGUAGGGCCAGCGGUUACAACUGGUAAGAGUCUUGGGGGCUGGUGGGGCGGGGCAGGCUCUCUUCCUUUUAGGUUUCUUAGGCUGUGAACUCUUGACCUUGACGGGCCCACACCUUCCCUGGGACACCGAGCAGGGUUCCUAGAGGUGGGCACCAACCAGUGACUAGAAGCAGGGUGAAAACAGAAAGAUGCCUUCAUAGCCCCAACUUGGCAUUCCUGGAUGAUGGCAGCUGAACCACCCUGCCAAAGGGUGGCUAGGUCCCUGAACUCUGUAUGUAGCUUAGGCUUUGAGGGAACCACAGGUGUUAUCAGUUGUGAAAGAAGAGAAUUUGGAUAGCAGAACAAAAGAGAAAGCCCCUUGGAGUAGGUGUAUUUGUUACUGGAAGCUGCAUCAAAUCAUGAGGACUUUGCAAAGCCUCUCUGUCUAUUCAGUUACUGGGAGGUAAAUAGCUCCAGGAAGGAGUUCAGUCAGUCUUGGGGGCCAGGCUAGGAGUGGAAAAAGCUAGAAAGAGACACCAUGAAACAGGAAGUGUUUGGCCAGCUGAAGCCAGUGGAACCUGUACAGAAGCUCCCUCAGGUGGCCGAGGAGGCCUUGCUGGAAGCCAUGAAGACAGAGUGCUGGUGGAAGGCAUGGGUGAAGAAGCCAGUUACCUUUGAGGAUGUGGCAGUGAAUUUCACCCAGGAAGAAUGGCAAUGUCUAGAUGCCAGGCAGAGGGUCCUCUACCAGGAUGUUAUGUCAGAGACCUUCAAACACCUGGUAUCUGUGGAUCUGAUCACCGAGCUUGAACAAGAAGAGAAACAGUGGAGAGCAGAUCUCUGUCCCCCAAGUGGAGAAGGCCUCCCUUCUGGAGCCAAGAAGGAGGAACUUCAAGAGAGUCUGAGAGAUGAGGGGACUGGCAAUGACAGAAAGGUCUGCCUUGCUUGCAGAGGGGCAGGCCCGUCCUCUGCUCCCACUGAGUCCACAGACAAGACCCCAGUGUUCCCAGCAUCCUGGGUUGGGUCCCCCUUUACCUGCCACACCUGUGGCAGGUGUUUUAGCAAGCUCUCCAACCUCCGUAGCCACCAGUUUGUUCACAAUCCCAAGCAGACUCACAACUGCAACCAGUGUGGGAAGUCAUUUCGGAGCCCCAAGGCCCUCAGCUACCACAGGCGCAUGCAUCUUGGGGAGAGGCCCUUCUGCUGCUCUCUCUGCAACAAGACCUACUGUGAUGCUUCUGGACUGAGUCGUCACCGCCGUGUCCAUCUAGGUUACCGGCCCCAUUCAUGCCCCUUCUGUGGGAAGGGCUUCCGGGACCAGUCUGAGCUCAAACGACACCUGAGGACACACCAAAACCAGGAGCCAGUGGCUGGAAACUGGAACAAUACUGUGCAGAUUCCAGGCAACACGGCUGGAUCCCAAGAGCCUGUUGUCAAGAACCAGGAGUCCAGCCAGGGCCUUAUGGCUGGGGACCAUGCACCAGUGACCAGGAUGCGAGAACCCAGAUUUAGAACCAAGAGUCCUAUGACUCAGACCCAGCCAUCUAUAGACACGAAGCAGGCAGCUGCAGUCAAGAAGCAGGUGAUCACUGUGAGAACUCAGGCCCCAGCCAUUCCAACCCCACAGCCUGUGACUGGGACCCAGGCACCCAAUACCAGAGCCUCCUGCCUGGAAACCUGCUCCAACCCUCACCCAGCAAAGCCUUCAAGGCUCAAGGUCUUCUCAUGCUCUUACUGUCCUUCCACUUUCACCAAGAAAGCCUAUCUUGCCAGCCACCAGAAGGCCCACCUCACAGAGCAGCCCACCUGCUGCUUCCACUGUGGCAAGUCCUGCGGUUCAUUCUCGGGGCUGAUCAGACAUCAACAGGCUCACUGGAAGCAGAAGAUCUACCGCUGCCCUAUCUGCGAUGUCUGCUUUGGGGAGAAGGAGGGCCUUAUGGGUCACUGGGGUUGCUGCAAAGGCAAGGAGCUGUGCCCAGAUCAUCCAGCAGUAAUGGUUGAAGGAAACUGGAACACUGAGAGGUGUGGAAGAUGGGUGGAAUCCCAUCUGGGAUCCAGGUCUGGAGAUGGGUGGAAAGGGCAUGAGGAGAGAGAGCAGGAGGCACCCAGCCAUACAAGAGAGGGAGAGGAAGGGAAAGCCUUCUGAAGCACACCCUAUGCUGCCCAAGGUCCUUCGUAGGCUGCUGGGCGAGAUGGAGCUCUGGCCAGUAUUCUGUGGGAUUCUCCCCACCUUCCGUUUGGGUCAGGGCUCCCCGUGUCCUCACUCUGGAGCUCACAUAGCUCUCUCUCUGAUGCUUUGGACUCUCCAGUUCCAUCCCUUCAACCUUCCACACCUCUCAGCUCUGCCCAUCAAAGCUGGGAUCUUGGAAGAAACAAGCACCAUUUGCAGUAGUUUGCCAUAAUUUGCAAUGAGGAGGCUCCUGGUCUUGGCUUUGCAGCAGAGACUGUCCUAUCUGCCACUCUCCAAUAUAGGUGUCCUCCAGUGGAGAGAAGAGCACCUGCUUGGCCGCAGCCAGAGGGGGCUUCCAGAUGGAAUAUGGAGAGUGGAGUGGAAAGAUGUAGGCAGCAAAAUGGGGAAAGGAAGGAAGGAGCUGGAGAAAAGAGAAAAUGUAGAUGACAAAAGAAAUCAAUCCCAUUUGGAAUUCAGGGCGUCCCUGGAAGUGCAGAUUGAAUGUCCCCGCAGCAGGAGGCCAGUGAGUGUGCAGUGUGAUGGGCGUGACAUCCCCAAGGACUGGUCCUCCGACAGCCAGGCUCUCCUCUGCUCCUGCCAAGAUGCGAUGUCACUCAGAAGGGGUUUCCUGGAAGGAUGAGAAAAUAACUUGAAAAAUCUGCCAGUAGUUCUAUCAUGAAGCCAUUAAACCCAGGAGAGGAAAAGCCCUUUGGAGUCAUCGUGACCCUGUGCCUGCCUCAGUGGUUGGUCUUGGAGGUAAGGCACAGGGCAGCUGCUGGAAGAAAUGGGAAAGGAGGCCAACUUGGGGGUUCCUGCUGAGGGCACCAGAGGUGGAGCAAAUCUGCAGCAGGUUGGGGAACCCUUGCUUCUACCUCACAGAUAAGCCUGCCUUCCCUCUGGGAUUUUGAUCCCUUGAUAUCUGCCUUCUUCCUCUUUUAUGCUUUCCUGUCUUUUUGUUCUUAGUUUAUAAGAAGGAGAAGAAAACUUACUCAGCUCUUCAAGAAAUUGCCCUGAAAACAAAGAGAAACAGGUGAUUGGUAGAAAAUUACCAGCUCCCUCCCCACAGCCUCCCUGUGGAGAUUUGCAGUGACCCACCCUUCCCUUUCCACUAAGGGACCCCCACAGAGCUCAGUAAGUGGUUCUCAUAGAGUCUCUGAGGAGCCAGGGGUUGACUGUGGGAACAGAGAGGAAGGAAAUCUCUUCUCUUCAAAUAUUGAGCCCUGGUUCCACCCUCCUCCUGUUCCCAUUCAGAGCUGAUUCAGUCCCCCUCUGGUCAAUAGUCUUGUUUGCUGCCCCACCACUGCACCUGCUAGUCUUCGAUGUAGCCAGUUGUAGCAGAUGAUCAAGGCAACCAGCGGUCCAAGAACUGGCACAAUUACAAACAGGGUUAUCUUCCAGCAGGGGACCCUCAGAAAGUGGGGAUCUGAAUCAUUCACCACAGAACAAACAGCAUUAACAUGUGUUCCCCCCAUGUCCCACCACCUUUCUCUGUUUAUUAUUGGGGUCCAAGAACACCAAAGGAGUGGAUAGAAUUUAGGGAGUCUAUCUAUGAGCUUGGAUAUGAAAAGCACUACAUCUAUAUUUUCACUCACCUCUAAUUGAAUUUAGCACAUUUCUUCCAUUAAAAAUGUAGGCAGCAAACCACAGUUACCAGCAGCACCUGUGACUUUACCACCAAUGGAAAUAAAUCCCUUCAUUCCCAUCAGAGUUGAUGCAGAAAUCUCAAAAUACUGUUUAUCAGUAUUUUGAAAGUACAAGUUAUUAGAUGAGCUGUUCAUUGUUAUUUAAUGUAGUUUCCAUUUGUUACUAUAUCAGAUAUAUUUUUAUUUUGAUACCUGUAUUUCAAUGCAAUGGUUUUCUUAGAAAUUCUGUUAUCUUUUAUGCAUAUAUGGAAAAAUAUUCUGGGAAGGGUGCAUUAGGGUUCGCCAGACGGCCGAGGAGAAUCAUGGUCCAAAAAUUGGUUAAGACCUUUGACAUUCAGAUUCUACAACACAGAUCCUAUUCCUCCCCUUUGGGUCACAAAAACUGUGUGUGUUGCACACUGAUGGAAUGUCAUAAAUGCUAGGAUGGAGUUCUAGUGUGCUAAGUGCCAGGUGCUGGGGUUCCUAUGGCCUGAGGCCAUUCAGGAAGGGCUGCAUCUGCAGUAAACAAAAAGGACAGCGGCCAUACCCCGGAGGGGCCAACAUUUUUGUGCGGCUUGGUGUCUUCACUUUUCCUCCAAGAAUCCUUCCUUGAUGAGUCACGUAUAGUUUACUUGUUCUGUACUCAUGAGAACUCAUUCUGCCAUUCAGGCACAGCUGAUGGCAUAUAUGUACGUUGUUCUCUAGUUAAUUCAUGCGUAUUGCCUCCCCAACUAGACAACAAGUUUAUGCCCCAAAUAUCUUUUUA